Messenger RNA from Pieris rapae (cabbage white), 8393 nucleotides. RefSeq names its product claspin (gene Enoph). The transcript has 22 exons. NCBI's taxonomy places the organism in Eukaryota, Metazoa, Arthropoda, Insecta, Lepidoptera, Pieridae. Bases 261 to 6104 code for a protein of 1947 amino acids. Gene Ontology annotation, molecular function: magnesium ion binding; acireductone synthase activity. The record is from RefSeq and is a predicted model, not a curated record.
UAACUGACAGCAAAUAUCGCGCGAAAGACUUUUUGUUUUGUCUUGUACAUUCCAUUAUUUCCAACCUAAACUUUUAGUAAAUGAUAAUAAAUAUUUAACACAGAAAUUUGUAAAUAAUAAAUACUGUGUACGACAAAGACAGGUUUCAAAACUGAGGAUUAAUACUUAAUGUUAUCAUCUAUUAAAGCUGGUUAAGAAUACGAUGUAAUUCUUACGUAGCCAAUUUUCUAAAUUGCUUACUAUUAAUAUUACUUGCUGUGAUGGAUAUUCUUAAAAUAGUCACGUUGAAUGAACAAAUUCCUGAUGUUACAAACGAUGAUGUUAAAGAUAACCUCGCUAUCAUGUCGAGUAAUGAAGAAGAUGCUUUGAAUUUCGUAAAGAAGCGUAAAAGAUUCUUCCCUGAAGAUUCUAACAAAAGUAUUGAUUUAUUGCCUGCGCUCUCAAAUGAACAUAAUAAUGACGAAUGCAAAGAACCUGUUACAAUAAUUCGUAAGUCUAGAAUUAAAAACAAUUAUACGGACUCCGAUAGUGAUAAAGAAGACCAAAAAAAGAAUAUCGUAAAACGUGACGGUAAGAAAAAAUUUAGAGAGAAAUUCCAUAAAUUUAAAAAUAGGAAAUCACAUUCAAAACCUUUGAAUGGAAAUGACUCUGGGGAUGAAUUAUUACAAUAUAAAGAGAAUGCUGAAGAAACAUCAGCAAACAUUAAUUUGUCAGUGUGUGAUCCUGAUGAUUCUGACGAUGAAGGAAAUAGUAUAACAGCCAUAAAGAAACUGAUUGGUUCUAAAUCUAACUUACCACCUGUGAAAUCAAAACCAAUACGAAUGUCAGCAAAAGAAGCAAUGGUAAACAUGCAAAAAAUUAAGAGUGAGUCCAAUAGAAUGUUAAGAGAAAAAGAGGUUUCUCUUCCAUAUCAUCGACCCAAGGCAUUAUCUCUUAAAGAUAUUAUGAAUCGUAGAAAACCUGCAGUUUCGAGUGAUGGAAAGAACUUACCUAUUAAAAUGAAUGAGGAGCAAUUAAAACAUUAUGCAAUGAUGUUGGAGGAGAGGCAAAAAGAAAUGAUGGAAUUGUGUAAAAGUGAGUCAGACGAAGAUAAUGUAGAAACAGAAAAUUCAAAUGUUAAUAAGUCAAGUCAAGCAAAUGAAGAAGAUGAAUGUGGUCAAGUUAACACAGAGAAUAUAGCACAAGAGAAUGAUAUGAGUUUUGACCAAAUUUCUGAUAAAACUAUUAUUAAUGACAAAAGUGAAAUGCAAUGUGAGUCAUCUCUGUCCUUAUUAAAUAAAUUAGAAAAAAGUUGUGAACCAGAUAUACAUGUUGAUAUAGUUGAACAUAUCUCAGAAAAAGGUACUCAAGAAAGAAUAGCAGAAGAUAUUGCAACUGAAAAAUCGAAUUACUUUGUACAUGCUGAUGUCACUAGAAAAAUAUUAACAGAUACUCCAGUAGAUAAAGAUAAACCUAAAGACAUAGAGAACAGUCAGGUGAUAUCAUUGAAUUAUGAAUCGAAAAAUUUUGAUACAGAAAUAACAUGUACAAAAACCAAUACUGCACAGGAAAAAGCUGGUGAACAUUUAGAUACAUUCUCAGAUAGUGACCUAAAUUGUGAUGAUCUAGAUACCCUUAUUGAAAAUGCUGAGAUUGUCAAAGAUGAUACCAAGGCAAAGAAAAUAAAUGUAAUUCAACCCAAAUUAACGGGUGGUCCAGGUAUGGUUAUAAGCUUAGAUGACGAUGAUGACUCUACUGGAAAACCCACUGGCGUAGAACUUCUAAAAGAAAGGUUUACAUAUUUUGCUAAGCUUCAGAACCAAGAGGACAUGGAGAAAGAUAGAGAGAAAAAAUAUAAGCCAGGCACACAACAUAUUAAGUUAAGACAACAACUAGAAGAAGAAAUUGCUGAGCAAAGGUCUCUGGAAUGGGCUAAACGGCUUGAAGAGGAAAAACUAUUAAAGUCAGAACAAAAAGAGAUCUUAGGAGAUGAUUCCUUUGAGGAUAUUGACAAAAUUGAGGCAAAACUCGAAGGACUUGAAGAAAAGGAUACAGUUGAAGGUGAAAUUGAUGAGAGUGUUGACGGUGAUAUUGAUGAGGGUGAUGAUGAUGAAGAUUUAGUUGAAGAUGAUGUUGAUAUGACCGAUAAUCCGACAAAGCGUAAUCCAAUGCUUGAUGAUGAAGCAGAAGAAUCUGAUGAUGAAAAACAGGAUGGUAACGAGGCCGAUGAAGAAAUUGAACCCAAUGAUGAUGAUCAAGAUGAUGAGGAAAGUGACAGUAGCAGUGAAUCAGAAGAUGAACUAGAACAACCGAAGGCUAAGAAAGGCCGGAUCCUUAAGGCUUUUGAAGAUUCUGAUGAAGAAGAUGUUGAAAAUAAAGAUGCAAAUAAAUUGCUCGUGGAGUACAAUGACGAUAAAAUAUCACAAGAUGAUGAACUGCAAUUAGCCCAAACAAAUAAGUCUUCAGAAGAUUUAUUCCCCAGUCAAGAGUGUGAUGUGCUGAUGUUAAGCAAAAAUAAUGAGGGAAUGAGUACCGAAGAGUUGGGCACAUUUUCUAUACUCUCACACACUGAUAAAGAUAACGGCCCAAUGCCAGUUAUUUGUGAAACCCAGAAUGAUAAUGCAAGUUUGGAUGAUAUAGUUGGUAUGUGCUCUGGGAGUUUCUCACAGAGCAUCAUCGUUCCAACUCAGGAAUCUCAACUUACACCAUCUUUAGAAUUCGCUGAUGAUGUUGUCGCACUUUGCACAGGAAAAUUCUAUGACAACCAAUUUGUUUCUCAAAUAAAUCAAAAGGACUUGACAUCGACAGAAACAUUGGACACUGAAAGCUUAACAAUUCCAAAAGAGAUACUGCCGACUGCAAGUUUGGACACCGAAGGCAUGCCAACUCCUUUACAGUCAGAUUUAGGACAUAAUGAAGAGAAUAAUUCUAAGAAAGAUAUUGAAAAUUGUACCAAAGACAAUAUAAAAAAUAUAGAAGAACAAAGUAAUAGAGAAGAGACUCUCUUAAAAUCAAUUUUAGAUGAAUUAGAUGAGCCAGAAUUUGAUAAACCUAAGAAGUAUAAAUUUUUCGCACCGAGUGAGAUUAAGAAGAAAUUAGUGAUUGAUUCGGAUGAUGAAAUGGAACAAGAGAAAGAAGUUAAAAAGAAAAAGAAGAGACGAAAAGAGAUUCGGGCUUUGCAAAUAUCAGAUGAUGAGGAGGACGAAGAAGAAAUAUUAACCGACGAAGAAAAUGAAUCAGAUGGCGAUGUCGGUGAAAAGGUUUAUGAAUAUGAUUCAGAGGAGAAUGAAGUAGAAGUAGUCCAGCCUAAGAAAAGGAAGAUGGAGUUCUUUGAAAAUGAAGCAGAAUUGACAUCAGAGGAUGAAUGGGCGGGGUCUGGUGAUGAAGAUGAAGCCGGUCUGGACCGGAUGGAGAGGGAAGAGGGAGACGAUGAUGUCUUCCACCAAGGGAAGCUGCAGAGCGAGUUGGGACAGAUACAUAUGAGAGAAGUAUUAGAUCAAGACAAAAGGGAAGUUCGUCUCAUACAAGAGUUGUUACUUGAAGACGCGGAUCUCGGUGAUGGGCAUAGACAAAGGAAAUUUAAAUGGAGGAAUGUUGACGGUGAAGAAGAAUCGGGUACGAUAGCAGAUGAGUGUGAUACGCAAGAAGAAGAGUUUGAGUCAGAGGAGAUGUGGCGAAAACAGAGACACGAAAGGGAGAUGUUUUUGAAGAAAAUGCAAGAAAAUGGCGAAAAUCUCGAUACGAGUAUAAAUCGAACAACAAUUAUCAAAGCGAAUCUGUCUUCGAGGACUAUGUCUAACCUCAUAGCAGAAAGCAAGCAAAGCCCGGUCGAAAAGGAGUGUAUUGAGAAGAAAACUAAAGAUAUACCCAGUCCUAAGAAACCAUUUUCCAUGUUGAAGCAAAGCUACCACGGGUCAUUCUUAACUCGUGGUCGAGGAGCGCUCGCAAGACUCGCUGCUCUCGCGACACCUUUAGCCGUGGACGAGGAAACACCUAAAGUCCUCGCUUCGGCGCGAGGCAACUUUGUCUUUACUGCAAAGAAUGAUGAACCAAAGGUAAAAAAACGAAAAGCCGAAGCAACUGUAGGCACACCACAACUUAUCAAGAAGAUGAAGACUGAAGACAACAAUGACAAGUUGUUUCCGUAUGCGGAAGAGAACGUGAAGACAUUCUUGGACAGUCAGUGGGAGAAUGAGGAUGUAAAGAAGGCUGUGAUUGCGCUGAAGGAGCUAGCACUCGAGGAUAAAGAGAAAAGUGUAGACGGGGUUGUUUCAAUACCCGGAGAGGAUGCAUCAAAAGAAGACCAGAUUGAAGGUCUUGUCAACAAUGUGAAGUGGCAGAUGUCUUCUGACCGCAAAGUUGGUGCUCUUAAACAGCUUCAAGGAUUGAUUUGGAAGCAAGGCUAUGAUAAAGGAGAUAUUAAGGGCCACGUUUACGACGACGUUCUCCCAGGAUUGGAACAGUGGCGAGCUGUUGACGGUCAGAAGGUCUACAUCUACUCUUCUGGAUCUGUUCAAGCUCAAAAAUUAUUGUUUGGACAAUCCCUGGCUGGAGACCUGCUUAAGUUUAUUGAUGGCCACUUCGAUACAACAGUUGGUGCUAAGCAGGAGGCAGCGAGUUAUAAGGCCAUAGUGGAGAAAAUAGGUUGCAGUGCUGAAGAAGUGCUGUUUUUAACUGAUGUGGUUAAAGAAGCGGAAGCCGCCAAAUCUGCUGGUCUAUACACAGCUCUAGUCACAAGAGAAGGCAAUGCACCGCUCACAGAUGAAGACAAAAACACAUACCCUGUGAUUCAGUCGUUUGGGCAACUUACAGUCUCAAACAAACGAAAGACCGACCCUCAGGACGAACAACCCGCCAAAGUUCUAAAGACUGAUAUAAAUGAUGACGUAAAGACUGCUACUGAAUCCGCCGAAGUAAAAGUGGUGUCACCUACUGAAAAAGUAGCAGAAGAAAAAAUGGAAGUGGAUGAUGCCACUGCUGAAGCGAAGGUCGAGACAAUUAUUGAAGAAAUAACCGAUGCUAAGGAUACCGAUGUUCCAGUUUGUGAUAUAAAACCAAUUGUUACUGAAGUCGACGAUGGCCAUGAAAAAGAAGAAAAGAUGGAAACUGAAAUAAAUGGCAGUGUUGCUGCUGAAAAAUCUGCUGAAAAGUUGGAGGCUAAAGAAACAUCUGACGAAAUAACUCCCAAAAAGGCUAAUGAAUUGUCUAAAGACCAGUUGGUUAAAGAAGACAGUCCUGUCGCGGAGGAGACCCCUCCUGCUGUAAUUACAGAAAUAGAAGAAAUUACAAACGAGAAGGAAUCACUUGCUGACGCUGCUGAAAUAAUUGAAGGCCUGGAACCAGUUGUUGAAGAACCAGAAACGGCAGCUGAAAUAGACAACUUACAAAAUGUAGGUGAGGAAUUGGAAAAAGAAUGUGACGAGAUAUUAUUUAAAAUGAAGAAUGUCGCAAAUUUAGAAAACAUGAAGCCUUUAUUAAAACCUAUUAUUGAAGAAUCCAUGGAAGUGGAAAAUCAUGUACCCAGUGAAGGCGAAAAAGUUUCGGACACCAAAGUGGAAUCAAAAAAUGAUAGUCUGCCAGCUGAAUCUGAAAGCAAAGAAAAGAAGGAUGUUGAGGAAAAAGUCGAUGAAAGGAAAGAAACUAAAGUACUAGAAGCAAGUGAAGACAAGAGUAUUUCAAAUGAGCCUAUUGCUGAAAAGUCUAAGGAAACAAAUGGAAUUGAUAAAAUUGAAGUUCCCGCUGACGAAACUGAAGUUAAAAAGGAAAAUGAUGCAAAACCUGCGGAAGACGUAACAGAAACGAAAGCUGAAAAAGAAAUUUUGCCGAAAAACACAAAAGAGACACAAGCUGAACCAGAAAAAUCAGAAUCAAAUGACACAAAGGAAACGAAGAAUGAAAAUGAAGUUCAAUUAAAUGGUGAUGCGACAAAUGGAACUGAAAUUAGCCAAAACGGUGUCGAAAAAGUAGAAGAAAGACUUUCUGCAGAAAAUGGAAAAGAAAUGAAUGGGUCAAAUGGCACUAACGAAACAGAAGAAGAAAUUAAGUCUGUUUCGGAGAUCAAAGUGAAAUCCCUCUCAAAGGAAGAACCACUUCCAGACCCCAUAGAGCAAGCGACAGAGGCAUAAAAUACUUAUUGUAAAAGGUGGCGCUGUGUAUGGUGGGGCUCAAGACUGAGGCUAUUGACAUCACACUAGUUCAUACAUUAUUUCUAAUAUUUCUCUUUGAAGAAGAUACACUUUACGGGAUUAAAACGCGUUUAAAUGUUAUCCUCAUAAAAGUAAAUGAGUUUAAUUGCACUCACUCUUAAGUACUCUUUCGUCUCUUUUUGUCAAAUUGAAUUUACGAUGCGACGAAAAGAGACGAGUACUUUAAAACGGUGCAAUGUGACCAAGUUUUAAUAAAUAAGGGGUAUUACUUAACAAUUUAAAAAGUUCAGACUGUCACAAAUAAUACAUGCUACAAGCCAUAUGACAUAAGAUCAGUACAGUGUUUUUAAAAUUUAACGCGUUUUAAUCCCGUAAAAUAACUCAUUUUACGUUUAUCCUAGUGGAUGAAGUGAUACUUGCAAUAAUACAACACUUGUUUAAAUUACCUAAACUGAUGGACUUAAGUCCUAUUUCCUUCACUUCCAAUAUUUAAACAGGUCCUAAAUUGUUAGGUUUUAAACUAGUUAAAGUGACGAGCCUCUUUGUAAAUACGAUUGAAAACAAAUUGUCUAUGCUUUUGUGUCUUUUAUAUCUGUCGGGAGUUUUAUAAGUACAUUUUAGUGAGUAAGCAUAGAUGUGUUGUUUUCGAUUGGUUUUCUCAUUUUUACGUCAUAUUCAUAAUUUUAAGAUAGGCUAAGGACAGGUUAAAUUAGGCGUUUUGUUUAGAAAAAUAGCGUUUACGCACAGUAUUCAAGGCGUUAAGCCGUUAGAAUCUCGAAAAUCCUAUAGUAUUAUCUACGUAUUAGUGUUUAGCAUUACCAGUGGCACGCUAAUGUGGUCUCUUUGACAUGCAAACAAAAUGGCCGUUUCAGCGUACCGCUGGUAGGAAAUGUUGCCAAUACAAAAAAUCCUAAUGCCGCGUAAUGUAUGAAUAAUGAGACUAAUUUUAUUAAGACUGCUGUCCUUCAGUUACCAGUGUACACACUGAUCGAUAAGGUUUAAUUCUAAGUAUUGUGGAUCUUUUGUGUAAGUCAUAGACCACAAACAUUAAUUUACAUACGGCUGGACUAUUGAUUAAAAUGUCCGAUUUCAUUAUGACAGAUGAACUAAUUACUGUCAUUAGUAUUUUUUUACUGGGUUUAAAUGCGAGUAAGAUCAAUUUAAAUAAGUUGAGGCCGGCAACGCACUCGCGAGCCCUCUGGCAUUGAAAGGGGCAAUGGGCGGCGGUAUCACCUAAUAUCAGGUGAGACUCCUGCCCGUUUGCCCUCGUUCUAUAAAAAAAAAGUCCAGAUUGUAAAUUGAUAUUUGUGGUCCAUUGUCCGAUAUUCAUCACACUGCCAAAUCACUUGCCCUCACAUUUGACGUCAGUUUACAAUUUUUGUUGUGAUAUUGAAAAUAAGACUGUAUAUUAGUCAUGACUGGGCUGUGUUGUUUUGAAUGGAUGACUGAUAUAGUGCCAUAAACUUUUGACCAAAAUUAAUUUGGGACAGUUAAGUUUACAGCACUAUACUAUGUAGGUAAGAUAAUUUUGAUACUCAAGUAUCUAGGGUUUCUCAAUAUUCCUGAUAUGAAAUUGAUAAUUUAGCUAUAAAAGGUUUUUACUCCUUGUUAGGAAACCCUUAACUCAUAUCGCAUCACGAAGCUAAUUAAGGUAUUUGUAUAUAUGGUUUAUAUGGCUUUUGGGAUUGUUAUAUGAAUUCAGCCCUAAAAUGAAGUUUUUCCAACGCAAAAGGCGUCAGCGCAUCAGCCGACCCUCGCAAGUCGGCGAUUAAUAGUUGGAAUGUUUUUGAAGACACAAACGGUUAUACAAUCUAUAAGGGGCUGACUUAUUCUAGUUGAACAGGAUUUAGUACUGUACGCGUCUGAGAGUAGACUGGACAAAUACUAGUCAAAUAUCGAAGUGGGAGCCAUUCUUUGUAUUAUUUUUAUACCAUAUAUAUUAAGUUCUAAAUUGUUCCUGUUUAGUUGUAAGGUAACGGACCGUUAUUGUUAAACUGACAUCAAGUGUUAGACAGUUCCUUUCUUAGACUGAUUUAUUCCUAUCACAAUAAAACAAUUUUCUUUUUACUAUUAAUGAAGACUUAAUUACAAUUAUUUCUUGACCGCUUAUUUUUUUGUAAGUGAGACAAUAUGUGCUUUUGUUUUUUUUUGAUAUUUUUUGACAUUAGAUGCUUACAUAACUUUAGUUAUUUGAUAAUACUUCCCUUUGUGUAUAAAUAAACGUGAUUUUUAAUUACUGAGAUAAUAUAAUGGAUGUAGAAUUUCUCA